UUUCACGUGAGAUUUUGUGGUUUAAAAUGUCACCGGGCAAUUAUUUAACAACGUAUACGUAAAAUCCACGGAAUUUAAGAAGAGCAUUGGCAAUGACGCGUCAAGCGGCCUUAUUCUGCAUUUUGCUCUUACGGCUGUAUGCAGUCACGUUCGUUACCUCGUAUGCAGACUCCAUCCACAAGUGGGGAGGAAAGAGUGAAGGCGCUUCUAAAAAAGACCAAACCGACCCUGUAGUGUUGGCAGACGAAAACGAUGCACAGUCACAGUUAUUUGGCGGUAUUCAAGCGGACUCUUUGGGCGAGAACAGCCAAGCGACAUUCAACACAAACGCUGAGAAAGAGGCUGUUAUGCACGAGUUGGAUGAUGGAGGACCUGUGUUCAAUCACGAUGCAAGCUCGCCAAACACAGCAAAAGAAGAAAUUGGUAAAAAUGACAUGAGCCAGUACGAAAGUGAAGAUAUAAAUUUAGUUGGAAACGCCCGUCAUAAAAAUGUCAAAUCGAAACCAGUUCGUUUGCCGUCUUUGGUUGAAGAAGGAAAGAUUGACACCUUUAUCGCAAAACCGAAAUCAACUGAUGAAAACGAGUCAUUAAAAAUCGUUAAACCUGCCGACCACAAGGAGAAUAUGUCUUCAAAAACCACAGUAUCACCUCUGAACAAAGAAAAAGUUCAAAUUGAUUCAUCAGAACCCACAGUUGUGGAUGCGAAGUCCAAAAAUUCAGACCAUCGUUCGUUGAAGGCCCAGAGCACAAAGCAUCGUUCUUUCGCAAGCAGUGUCGGAGCCUCAAAUCUUUUUGAUUUGCCCGAUCUGAAUAUUGACGAUGACGACGAUAUCCUCCCGAAGAGCUCAAAAUUACUUCUUGGAGAAUCCGACGACAGUUCAGCGGAAAAGCUACGAAAAUCUGGCGAACGCUUAACGAUGUUUUACGAUCGUGACUCCAGGAAGAAAAAGCAAUCUGUGGCGCGUAAAAUAGCGGGCAGACAUGGGGACACGGGAGCAAGUUCGGCUUCAGUGAAUGUGAAAGGAGGUCAGAUAGUAGGUGGGCAAAUCUCCGGGGGGAAUAUAUUCGGUGGGGAUAUUGAAGGUGGGCUCAUCUCCGGAGGUACAAUUAAAGGUGGCAUUGUCAAAGGUGGGCGAAUGUCCCAAGGUCUUAUAGACGGGGGAUUGUUCCUAGAUGGUGAUAUGGCCGGGGGUUUUCUCCAUAAUGGCACGGUCAAAGGUGGUGUGAUACGAGGCGGAAAUAUUACCGGGGGUACAGUCACAGGUGGGGAGAUAUUAGGUGGGCACGUGUCAUCUGGGUUUGUAUCAGGGGGUGUGCUUAAGGCUGGGGGCGUGGAGGGAGGAAUGUUGAAGGGGGGAACGAUUGAUGGAGGGAUUCUCAAAGGUGGAGUUAUGGAAAGAGGUAAACUUCUUGGGGGGAUAGUUUGGAACGGUAGAGUAACCGGUGGGACCAUUCUUGGAGGGGAGGUUCUUGGUGGUGAGGUGGGUGAGGGGGUGGUUAUCCGUGGGGGUAAAAUCAACGGAACCGUAACUGUGGGACGCAAGAUGGUGUCGAGUUCUGGUGGAAGGCUGGGUUCGCUUGACCCAUUGCGACAUGGGAACACACUUCAUGGAGUCAAACCACAGAAUCAAGCAAGCCUGCAAUUCAAAUACCACCCGCAUAAAUUGUUGCCCGUUCUAAACGCUGCCCGACCUUAUAGGCCGCCAUCAAGCCAGUAUUCGAUCGAAGGGGAUGUUGGAGGUCGAGUGAAUUCGCGACCGAUUUUAGCCCAAAGUAUCCCCAGAGGUCGCCCAAAUGGCGUCUCAUCCGGGAACAUUGCGAACGAUGCUGUCGUCAUCAACAGGAAAAACACUCCGAAUGUUAUCCUCCUAUCAAAUAUCUCGAGAAACGGUGAACAAAUAAAACGAAAUUACCGACCCAAUGAUUUCUUCAACCGUCAGCCCUAUUCAAAUCCCAAUUACCAGGCAAUUAACAGUCCGGCUUACGCAAACCCAAAUUAUGGUUUCCCGGCAACAAGCACGUCAGCAGCACAGUACCAGGCUCCUAACUCGGUGCCAAACCCAUCGGCUGCGAGUGUUCCACAGGCACCCCCUCAGAAUGGUAUAAAUAUUAACCAGUUCGUGAAGCAAGUCUCAAAUGGUGCCGGGGGAGUGCAGAGAUCUCGUACCGUGGAAGAGAAGAAAGAUGUUAAGCCGACCUAUCAUUGGAUAUUGAAUGAAAUUAGGAACGGAGAAGUUGCUGGAACCCCCCAUGGCAGAAAAUUCGUUGCGAAGGGAGGAAUACGUCUCAAUCGUGCCUCGAUUGGUUUUGAUGGUACAGCGACAUAUAUGGACGGCGGUAGUUAUGCAGGAACAUGCGUGAGCGAUCCCGAACUUUGCUCGCGCGGUCUCUCAGUUGAAAUGACAAUCAAAGUUGAUCCUGCGGCAACCAUGUAUCGUUCCCCCCGGUACAUACUUGACAGUGGUGCAUCUUCGUUCAACUCCAGGGGGGUGGCGCUAUAUACGAUGGACAAUAAACUUAGAGCGGACGUGGCUAUCAAGGAUAAAGCUUACUGUCUAGUUGUCCCGCUGGUGACUGACAAAUGGCAAGAUGUGGUCUUGACGUAUCAUAAAGAUGGAGAGCUGAACAUGUACAUCAAUUGCAAGCUGGUAGCAACGACCGAGAACGAUGACCAGUGCAUUAGUUGCCAUACGUCUGGAUGCCACAACAGUGACACUAAUACGAAGCUAUUGCUGGGCAGAGCAAACGGAAACCCGCAAAGUAACUUUGCCCGCUUCAAGGCCGGAGAUUUAUCCAUCUAUGAUAAAUAUUUAAAUCCUCAAGACAUUGACAGAAUAUGUGGCUUUUCAAAACCACAGAAGUCGAGUCCUGAGACUGGGAAUUAUAUGCCGGCAAGUCCCAGUUGGAACUCACCGCCCGUUACCUCAUAUCCUAAUACGCAAGCUGGCUUUCUCAAAAGCGGCAUAUCUGGCUCGCUGAAAACACCACAAACCGCAAUGAAUGCUGCCAAAAAAGCUCAGACCACCUCAAAUGCUCCGUACUUUUCCCCAUGGGGCGGUUGGACAGCGUGUUCUGUCUCCUGUGGACUGGGUACCCAAACAAGACAGCGGUCGUGCAUUUAUACGCACGCGCAAAGCGGCUGGCAAACCUGUCAUGGCGUUACAUUUCAGACUAAAAAAUGCUCCUCGAACUGCCCAGGACCGCGGCAGAGUGUUUCUGGUGAUGCCCAGACCGCAAUUCGCAAAGACACUCGGCCUCAAUCAAAGUUGAACAACGCAAAGUCAACAACCAGCAAACCUGCGGUCAGCGCUGCCAAAACAAACAACGUGAAACUAGGAACUACCAAAGACGUGGAUGGCGCUAGAAGAGAUAGGAUUUCUAAAAUCAUAUCAAAAUUGGGCAACCUUCUAGGAAAACUGGAUCAGUGACCCCGGAUCAUAUGGGUCAGCUAUCGUUAUCACAUGGAGAAGAUGUAUCUCUGAUCUGCAUACGUUUUCAAGACGACGAUUGUUAAGUAUACCAGCCAAACUUUAGAAAAACUGUAUGUUUUGGACAUAUGGUACAUGUUGUCGACAAGCGGUUUUUUACAGCCUUGCUUUUGCAUAUAGUAAGGCUCGGGUUAUCGCAG
Molecule: messenger RNA, 3628 nt
Organism: Dendronephthya gigantea
Lineage: Eukaryota; Metazoa; Cnidaria; Anthozoa; Malacalcyonacea; Nephtheidae
Exons: 11
Coding region: 93-3428 (1111 amino acids)
Source: RefSeq, a predicted model, not a curated record